This is a messenger RNA of Nematostella vectensis (starlet sea anemone), 1336 nucleotides long. RefSeq lists its product as uncharacterized. The record is from RefSeq and is a predicted model, not a curated record. The transcript has 5 exons. Gene Ontology annotation, molecular function: nucleic acid binding. Lineage: Eukaryota; Metazoa; Cnidaria; Anthozoa; Actiniaria; Edwardsiidae. Bases 106 to 714 code for a protein of 202 amino acids.
GGUUUUUGGUGGACGUCAAUCAAACACUUUCGACGGACUCACGGGCUAGCAAAUAUGGCGGACGGAUGUUUCUCUAACUCAUUUUACAACUAGAUCUAAGGAAAAAUGGUUAAAUCAUUUGAUAAUGCCCUUAGGUGGAGAGUAAUUUUCCUCAGGGAGAAAGGUUUCACCUUCGAUGAAAUUGCAGAGACACUGAGCGUCAGCAAGCGGUUUGUUUAUAAGAUCACUCGUUUGUAUAGAAAUACUCGUGGUGUAAACGAUACAAGAAAACGGAAGUCGAAGGCUCGCCUCAUAAAUGCUAACGAUUUACUGCUAAUCAGGCGCCUUAUUGAUGAGCACCCGGGACUUUACCUAGAUGAAAUACAAACUUGGCUUGAGCAUUUUACAGGCUGCACAUUCUCUGUUCCUUCCCUUGAUAGAUGUUUGAAGAGGAUGGGGUUGUCAGUGCAAAAGAUGCACAUCGUUGCUCGCCAAAGAAACGAGUUCGAACGUGCCACCUACCGAAGAUUUAUUUCGCAAUUCAAACCAAAUCAGCUACUACCAUAUUCACCAGAUUUGAACCCAAUAGAAGGAUGCUUUGGUACUGCAAAGAAAUGGAUGCUCAGGCACAGGCAUAUGGCAGAAAGAUACCCCAAAAGAUGUUUUGAAAUGGCACUGUUUAAUCUUUCCUCCGAAGUUUGCAGAAACUAUGUCCUUGACUGUGGAUACGUUUAGCGUGCAUAGAACUCAACAAGAAAUGUAAACUACCCUUUUAUAAUAUGUAUAAUAGGUUAAAAUGUAAGCAGUAUUGGCAGAUCCAAACAUUAACAUUUACAGUACUUGUAGAUGACCUCAAAUGUAAAGUAAAUCACACAAGCAUGUACAGUGAGAUGUGAGUUGCAUUACAUUCUAAUGACAUGCACUAAACUGAGGUUGCAGACGACCUGUUAAACCCACGAGCUUUCAAUCUGUAGAUCUCUGGUACCAGAGAGAUACAGUCCCCUCUGAUAUCCCAGUUGACAUGAGUAGUUGCCUUCCAAAUUGUGGAUGGAUAAAUGCUUCUAGCAUUGGGCCAUAAACGGAACUGUCAGAAAAUGUCUUGACAUACUUUGGUAACUGAAUUGACUCAAUGCAGGAGCGACAGUCCGCUUCAGUCAUCUGGGCCAGUGCUGUGAAAAUAUUGACAUCACAGUUAAUUAAUGUAAUACUAGUGCUCAUGUGAAAGGAACCUGUUCAUGUGACUGUGUCAUUCAUGCAACAACCUAUACCCCCCCCCUCACACACACACACACACACAAUUGUGGAAUUGCCCCCAAAACAUUUGGAAUUUCCAGAAAUAAAAAAGUAAAGAAAAUGA